This is a messenger RNA of Copidosoma floridanum, 1013 nucleotides long. Its product is annotated as non-homologous end-joining factor 1. Gene Ontology annotation, biological process: double-strand break repair via nonhomologous end joining. Gene Ontology annotation, cellular component: nucleus; DNA ligase IV complex. The record is from RefSeq and is a predicted model, not a curated record. Lineage: Eukaryota; Metazoa; Arthropoda; Insecta; Hymenoptera; Encyrtidae. Gene Ontology annotation, molecular function: DNA end binding.
AACCUAUAAUUGUAUUACAGUUUACAGUUCGUGUGUAAGUAGAUGUGCAUUUAAGAAAUGUCAAACUGCUGUUUGCUAAUCGUGUUAAGAUGAGGAAAAUAUAAUUAUCAUAACUUAAUAUCUUGAGAAUAACCUUACAAAUUCCUGCUAAGUAAUUGUAACAUAGAAAACGUACAUCUAAUGUCACUAAAAUGAGUGAAUCUGAAGGAAAGCAUAUUGCUAAAGAUAAUUACAAGUACAAAGAAUUAUUGAUUGACGAGCAGAAAUAUUUAGUAGGUGUGCGUAAAAGAAAUGGUUCAUGGCAAAUUCUCGUGACAAAUCUAGUCGAAGCUUAUGAAGAAACUUUAACCGAAAAAACUGCUGUAGCAAGAUGCAAGCAACUAAAUCCGUUCUUAGUUGACAUUGAUUUUAAUGAAAGACUGAACAAUUUAUUAAUAGAUAUUCCAAAGUAUGCUAUAGUGUGUACAGUGCAAUGUUUAAAGUUAGCCUUUGAAAUAGAAGGGGGAAAAUUUAUGUUUGAAAUAAAACUAGCUCAAUGCAAUCCAGAAUACUUUCAUGAUAAUAUUAUGAAUAGUUUAUACUGUUCUUUUUCUGAACUUCAUCAUCGAUAUCAAAAUCUGUUAGACAUAGUAAAAAAAAAGGAUAAGGAAAUCGAAGAAUAUAAAGCACAAGGAGUAGAGAUACUACGACAUAGCUUGGUUACUGAACCAUUUACAGAAAAAGUUUUCAACUCGAAAUUGAAAAAUAGUGAAUCAACUGACAAAAUCAAUGUAUUUUUAAAUGCUUUAAACUUAUAUGAAUCAUUGGAAAGCACGAAAUCUAAUGAUAUCAGUGGGAAACAGAGAUCCAUUGGAGCAGAAUCUAAGUCACAGUUGGAUGAAACAAAGCCAAAGGUUAAGUGUGAAGGGUCAGUCAAAAGACCUUGGAGCAAGGAAAUGAGGUGUGCAGUAAAUCGGAAACUUCCAAAAAGAGUGAAAGACAGUAAACAAAAUUCAGCAUUCCAGUACUUAUAA